AUGCUACUGAUCGGUACAGAUUCUCCAGCUGCACAUAUUCCACUCGAAGUGCGUUCAGGAAACAUUGAUCAACCGUACGCCGUGCGAUCACGGUUAGGAUGGGCAGUACGUGGUCCAGUUCAAGACACUUGUGCACCUAAUACCGUUAAUGUCCACUUUAAACAAUCCAGAGACGUGUUACUGCAACAGCAACUGGAAAGAAUGUGGAAUACAGAAUUUAAUGAUAGAUCAUUGAAUGAAAAGUACUCUAUGUCUGUUGAAGACAAACAUGCUCUGCAGAUUAUGGAAUCAUCUCUUACCCAUGAAGAUGGUCACUACAAAAUUGGAUUACCAUGGAGGAAGGAGAAUGCAUCCUUGCCGAACAACAUAGCUCUUGCCCAAGUACGCCUACAGCAACUGAAACGUAAACUGUCACGUGACCCGGAAUUACAUAAAAUGUAUACAACAUCCCUGAAUGAUUAUGUUGAGAAAGGAUACGCAGAAGAGGUGAAAGAUGGCCUUGAAAAUAUUUCUAGACGUACAUGGUACUUACCACACCAUCCAGUAACAAAUGUGAACAAGCCAGGCAAAGUACGUGUAGUUUUCGAUUGUGCUGCUAAGUACCACGGCAUUUCACUGAACAGCCAAUUACUGCAAGGACCGGACUUAAUGAACAGUUUAGUAGGAGUUCUCAUACGAUUUAGGAAAGAGAAGGUAGCUCUAGCCGCAGAUAUCGAAGCAAUGUUUCACCAGGUGCGUGUUACGGAAGAAGACUGUGAUGCUUUAAGAUUUCUAUGGUGGCCUGGUGGUGACAUCACACACCAGCCAAAGUGCUAUCGUAUGAAGGUACAUUUGUUUGGAGCUACAUCAUCACCCAGUUGUGCAGCAUAUGCCUUAAAGCGUACUGCAACCGACAAUGCCCGUUUAUUUGGAAAAGAAGUGGUUUCUACAGUAGAACGAGAUUUUUAUGUCGAUGAUUGUCUGAAGUCUGUAGAAACGGAUGAUAAAGCUAUCAAGCUGGCUACAGAUCUGCAAACACUAAUGAAGAUAGGCGGAUUCCGACUUACGAAGUGGUUAAGUAACAGUAGGGCUGUACUGAACGCUAUUCCAGAAUCUGAACUCGCACCAUCUGUCGUCAAUCUGAGCCUAGACGAAACUUUACCAUGUAAUCGGGCACUUGGUGUGCAAUGGAAUGUUAACGACGACAGAAUCCAGAUUAAAGUCAAGCUGUCUGAUAAGCCACUCACGAGACGCGGCAUUCUGUCAGUUGUAAGUUCAAUAUACGACCCACUGGGACUCGUCUCGCCCGUAACACUUCAAGCUAAAGCUAUAAUACAGAGCCUGUGCAGACUGAAGAUCGGCUGGGAUGACCAGAUACCACAGAGCAUCAACAAUGAAUGGCAUACCUGGUUAUCAACCUUACCUUGUCUGGAGAAUGUGUCUGUAAACCGCUGUUUCCGACCAAGUGACUGUGUUAAAUCUACGGAACUGCAUAUAUUUAGUGAUGGAUCCGAAACCGCCUAUGGAGCCUGUGCUUACCUUCGAUUUGUUGAUACCUAUGACAAUGUAACAUGUUCUCUAGUCAUAGGAAAAUCUCGUUUAGCCCCGAUCAAACAGAUGUCUAUACCACGUCUUGAGUUAUCCGGAGCUGUUGUCGCUUGCCGUAUUUAUGCGAUGUUGUCCGAUGAACUAGAUAUAAAGAUUGAUCAAGUUACCUUCUGGACUGAUUCCAUGAUUGUAUUAGGAUACAUAAAGAACGUAUCAAAACGGUUCAAGACAUUCGUUGGCAAUAGACUCAGCAUUAUACAUAAUACUACCUCACCAGACCUGUGGCGCCAUAUUGACACAAAGUCGAAUCCCGCAGAUAUAGCUUCAAGAGGCAUACAUGCGAAUGACACUAAGAAUCUACAUAUUUGGCUAAAUGGACCAGAUUUUCUAAGAAAAGAUCAUACUCAGUGGCCACAGAAUCAGCUUGCACCGGAAGUAACCGACGAUGAUACAGAAGUGAAGAGAGAAGUCAAGAUAAACAUCACAAUGACUAAUAGAAGUCUAGAUGAUAUCAUUGAUCGCUACUCAAGUUGGACUAAACUUAGAAGAGCAGUCGCGUGGUUACUUAGAUACAAGGUAUUUUGCAGACAGAAAUACUUAAAUCACGAACUUGACAUGGAAAAAGGAAACUUAACAUUAGCGGAAAUCCAGAAAGCAGAACAUGAAUUAUUGAUACAUGUACAACAGGACACAUUCGCAAAUGAGAUGAACAACUUGAAACAAUUCAAGCCAGUCAGAACUGAUAGCAGCAUUGCAUCUCUAAACCCCAAAAUGUGUGACAAACUAAUCCGAGUACGAGGACGUAUACAAUCUAGAAACCUGAGUAAAUGUCCCAUUAAACUACCAAGCAAGCACACUAUAACAAAAUUAAUAAUUCGACAUAUUCAUGAGAAUAACGGUCAUGCCGGAAAACAACAGGUACUUGCAAUCUCGCGUGAGAAGUACUGGAUAGUUCAAGGACCGAGUGCUGUAAAAGGUGUAGUGAGAAGUUGCAUGGUGUGCAGACGACAACACUCCCCCCUGCUACAACAACAGAUGGCGCCUCUUCUUGAAGAGCAGACGACACCAGAUGAACCCCCUUUCACUUACGUUGGAAUAGAUUACUUUGGUCCACUGAUUGUUAAAGAAGGUCGCACACAUGUGAAAAGAUAUGGCUGUCUUUUUAUCUGUCUUUCAACUAGAGCGGUACACCUGGAGGUCUGUCAUAGUUUGACAACUAACUCCUUCGUCGCAGCAUUUCAACGCUUUACCUGUCGCAGAGGAUAUCCAAAGAAGGUGUAUAGUGACAAUGGCACGAAUCUUGUAGGUGGCGAUCGUCAACUGCGACAGUCGAUACAAGAAUGGAAUUCUUCAGCAAUAGGGAAAUAUAUGACAGAAAAGGAAAUAGAAUGGCACUUUAACCCGCCUCAGGCGAGCCAUAGAGGAGGAGCCUGGGAAAGGAUGAUUCGUUCCACACGAACAAUUUUAAAAGCGUUGGUCAGGCAACAAUUGCUCACAGAUGAACAAUUAGUUACGCUGAUGACAGAAACUGAAAGAAUCCUGAACGAUAGACCAAUAACCAAGGUUAGCGAUGAUCCUGAAGACAUGUCUGCCCUCACACCAAAUAUGCUACUACUAAUGAAGACUAACAGUAGUAUUCCAAGGGGAAUAUAUAAUAAGAAUGACACAUAUGUAAAACGAUGGUGGAAGCAGGUGCAAUAUCUCUCUAACGUUUUCUGGAGAAGAUGGAUACGAGAAUACUUACCAGCUAUACAACAGAGACAAAAAUGGCAAAGAAAAACCACAGAUUUACGUGUAGGUGAUAUUGUGCUAGUGUUUGACGAAAGUACCACAAGAGGAAAAUGGCCAUUGGGAAGAAUUGUAAAAACAAACAAAAGCCGUGAUGGACAUGUACGAAGCUGCAUUGUAAAGUAUAAAAAUACACAAACUGUGAAACCAAUUACGAAGUUGUGCCUACUUGAAAGUUCAGCUUAA
Mercenaria mercenaria is the source of this 3501-nucleotide messenger RNA. RefSeq lists its product as uncharacterized. The record is from RefSeq and is a predicted model, not a curated record. Gene Ontology annotation, biological process: DNA integration. The transcript has a single exon. NCBI's taxonomy places the organism in Eukaryota, Metazoa, Mollusca, Bivalvia, Venerida, Veneridae. Gene Ontology annotation, molecular function: nucleic acid binding. The coding region runs from base 1 to 3501 and encodes 1166 amino acids.